Aspergillus novofumigatus IBT 16806 is the source of this 924-nucleotide messenger RNA. RefSeq names its product c-type cytochrome. The annotation marks the transcript as partial. The transcript is spliced from 2 exons. Gene Ontology annotation, molecular function: heme binding; electron transfer activity. Gene Ontology annotation, cellular component: mitochondrial intermembrane space. The record is from RefSeq and is a predicted model, not a curated record. Gene Ontology annotation, biological process: mitochondrial electron transport, ubiquinol to cytochrome c; mitochondrial electron transport, cytochrome c to oxygen. Lineage: Eukaryota; Fungi; Ascomycota; Eurotiomycetes; Eurotiales; Aspergillaceae.
ACCCGUUGCGCUCAGUGCCACACUGUCGAGGCUGGCGGUCCCCACAAGGUCGGCCCCAAUCUCCACGGUCUCUUCGGCCGUAAGACCGGUUCCGCCGACGGCUACGCCUACACCGACGCCAACAAGCAGGCCGGUGUUACCUGGGACGAGAACACUCUGUUCUCUUACCUUGAGAACCCCAAGAAGUUCAUCCCCGGUACCAAGAUGGCCUUCGGUGGUCUGAAGAAGGCCAAGGAAAGGAACGACCUGAUCACGUAUGUUCUUUUGUCGAAGACUCACUCUGCCAUGGUUGGCAUUGCAGGCGCUAACUGUUUCUCCCCUACAGCUACCUCAAGGAGAACUGCUAAACAUGUUCAUCCUGAAAAGUCACUUGUCUCUUCAACCUUGUCUGGGAAACGUUGUCGCGCCGAUCCUCCUGUGGUAAAAGCAGAUGCACGGCAGUUCGACGGACAGGGCAUGUACUAUACUACAACCUUGUUUAAACGCAAUAGACCUGAUAUUUUCUGUGUGCUGGAACAUGGCGGAUAUCAUAGAGUCCUAGCGUGGGGAAUUGUCCAUUAUCCUUUUUCCGAUGGUUAUGUCUUUGCUUCGGAUUUUGUGUACCAUGACCGACCAUAAUGAAUUAAGAGAUCUCCUCUCAUGAUGACCCUGCUUCUUGCUGUGUGUUCUACCUCAGACUGUCGGCCCACAUGCGUCAUCGCUCGUCACGUGUUGGUGUAGGUGCCUGCUGACAAGGUGGAUUCCUGCCUUGCUGCCUGAAGGAAGUUACUCGUCCUAUCUUCUGACUCUUGUCUUCCCCCAGCCUGUUGAUGAUUCGUGGAUAUUGACACCAAGUUUCAGGUAUACUCUUAGCUCCAGCGACAUCGAGUGGAGUCGAGUCGGUCGUCUUCCAAGCUCGUCCUGCUGUUCGCCCGUCUACGGUUU